GUCUCUCUGGUAACCCCGUUGAUUUGGAGAAACGUCACACUUCCUUCGGGAAGAACUUCAUCCCUCCCAAGAAGGCCAAGACGUUCCUGGCACUGGUGUGGGAGGCUCUGCAGGACGUCACGCUCAUUAUUCUGGAGAUCGCCGCCAUAAUCUCGCUCGGCCUGUCCUUCUACCAUCCACCAGGGGGCGACAGCGAAGCAUGUGGCCAGGUUGCAGGCGGCGUGGAGGACGAGGGCGAGGCUCAGGCUGGCUGGAUCGAGGGCGCCGCCAUCUUGUUCUCCGUCGCUAUUGUGGUCCUUGUGACGGCUUUCAACGAUUGGUCCAAGGAGAAGCAGUUCCGCGGUUUGCAGAGUCGCAUCGAGCAGGAACAAAAAUUCACCGUUAUCCGCAAGGGCCAGGUCAUCCAGAUCCCUGUGUCCGAGAUCGUGGUGGGAGACAUCGCUCAGAUCAAAUACGGAGACCUGCUGCCUGCUGACGGGAUCCUCAUCCAAGGCAACGACUUGAAGAUUGACGAGAGCUCUCUCACCGGAGAGUCCGAUCAGGUCCGAAAAUCUAUGGAGAAGGACCCCAUGCUGCUGUCCGGGACCCAUGUAAUGGAGGGAUCAGGCAGGAUGGUGGUGUCGGCUGUCGGCCUCAACUCUCAAACUGGCAUCAUCUUUACCCUGCUGUGCGCCGGCGACAACGAAGAAGUGAAGAAGGUCAAGAAAAGUAAAAAACAAGGACCCUCUGAAAAUCGCAACAAAGCCAAAACCCAGGACGGCAUCGCCCUGGAGAUCCAGCCUCUGAAGAGCGAGGAGGCCACCGAGUCAGAGGAGAAAGAGGAGGUGAAACCAGUGAAGAAGGUCAACGUGACCAAGAAGGAGAAAUCGGUGCUGCAGGGCAAACUGACCAAACUAGCUGUGCAGAUCGGGAAGGCUGGUGAGUAA
This is a messenger RNA of Notothenia coriiceps (black rockcod), 926 nucleotides long. Its product is annotated as plasma membrane calcium-transporting ATPase 4-like. Gene Ontology annotation, biological process: regulation of cytosolic calcium ion concentration. Gene Ontology annotation, molecular function: P-type calcium transporter activity; ATP binding; PDZ domain binding. The transcript is spliced from 6 exons. The annotation marks the transcript as partial. Lineage: Eukaryota; Metazoa; Chordata; Actinopteri; Perciformes; Nototheniidae. The record is from RefSeq and is a predicted model, not a curated record. Gene Ontology annotation, cellular component: plasma membrane; intracellular membrane-bounded organelle.